Molecule: messenger RNA, 695 nt
Organism: Erigeron canadensis
Lineage: Eukaryota; Viridiplantae; Streptophyta; Magnoliopsida; Asterales; Asteraceae
Product: glycine-rich cell wall structural protein 1.8-like
Exons: 2
Coding region: 1-357 (118 amino acids)
Source: RefSeq, a predicted model, not a curated record
AUGGGGGUGGAGGUUAUGGGUGGGGGUUUGGUUGGGGGAUGGGGUGGUGGUGGCGGUGGUGGGGGCGGCGGCGGUGGAGGUGGAGGUCGCGGCGGUGGAAACAAACGAGGAGGAGGUGGAGGAGGAGGCGGUGGUGGAGGUGGUGGAGGUGGCGGAUGGUGGAGAUGGGGGUGUCAGAAUCACCCAAGAAAGAAAAGUCAUAGCCAUCAAAAUUAUUACGUUAUUGGGGAAUUUGCGCAAUGUAUGGGCGGAGGGAGAUGUAAAGGGAUGAAACUAGACUGCCCACUUCAUUGUGGCGGUCCAUGUUUCUACGACUGCACUUACAUGUGCAAACCUCAUUGCCGCCGCAAACCAUAACUCCCUCUUGUCGCAAGUUUGUUUCCCCAAUUUCUUCAUUUUCAUAUCAUAUUUUGUUCCAUUGAAUUGCAAGUUUUGCCGAACUUAUUUCUCACUCAUUUUUGUUAUGCCAAAGCAAUGUCUAAGGCCCCGAGGGUCAUUAAGAACGCACAUCGACAGUGUCUAAUUUCUUGUUUUAGUCUUCCUGAUUUCGUUUGUUCGGGUUUCAUAUGUGGUUAAUUUUGUUUAUGGAAAGAGUCUCUUGUUAUGUUAGUAAUUCAUAAUUGUUCUAAGAAAUAGUGUAGGUUCUCUAUUUGUAAAAGGAUUUGGUGUACGAAUGCACAUUAAUGUUUGAUGUU